Messenger RNA from Tribolium castaneum (red flour beetle), 2386 nucleotides. RefSeq lists its product as uncharacterized. Gene Ontology annotation, molecular function: ATP binding; RNA binding; RNA helicase activity. Gene Ontology annotation, cellular component: nucleus. The transcript is spliced from 9 exons. The record is from RefSeq and is a predicted model, not a curated record. Lineage: Eukaryota; Metazoa; Arthropoda; Insecta; Coleoptera; Tenebrionidae. Bases 82 to 2367 code for a protein of 761 amino acids.
AUCACCAAAAACACGUGUGUUAGUCAACAUAACCUCAACUUUAAAUAACCACAAAACCGUAAUUUUUUAAAAUAUUUAGCCAUGGCCACGGUCCCCGGGUUCGCAAACCCGGACCAAACCGUCGAAAUCAAUGACUCGACUGAAGAAAAAGUAAAAAAGAAGGGCUCGAAAAAAGGGGGUGGUUUCCAAUGCAUGGGGCUCAGUUACAACGUCCUGAAGGGCAUAACGAAGCGAGGCUACCAACAGCCGACCCCAAUCCAACGCAAAACAAUUCCUCUCGUGCUAGAAGGGCGAGACGUGGUGGCAAUGGCACGCACCGGCAGUGGCAAAACUGCCUGUUUCCUGAUCCCAAUGUUUGAGAAACUGAAAAUACGGAGCGCUAAGGCGGGGGCCAGAGCUUUGAUUUUGUCCCCAACGCGCGAGUUGGCCUUACAAACUUUAAAGUUUAUUAAAGAGCUGGGGCGCUUUACUGGCUUGAAAUCGGCGGUGAUUUUGGGUGGGGACUCUAUGGAUGACCAAUUUUCGGCUAUUCACGGUAAUCCUGAUAUAAUUGUGGCGACACCAGGCAGGUUUUUGCACGUCUGUAUUGAGAUGGAGCUCAAGUUGAACAGUGUUGAAUACGUUGUUUUUGACGAAGCUGAUCGGUUGUUUGAGAUGGGGCUUGGGGAACAGUUGACUGAGAUUGUAAACCGGCUGCCGGACGCAAGACAAACCGUUUUGUUUUCGGCAACUUUGCCCAAAGUUUUGGUCGAGUUUGCCAAAGCUGGAUUGAAUGAUCCCGUUUUGUUGCGUUUGGAUGUUGAGUCGAAAAUUCCGGAAGAGUUGCAAUUGUGGUACAUUAUUGUGAGACCUGAGGAACGUCUCGCAGCUUUGCUCGUGCUUUUAAAGACACAUAUUGAUAAUAAACAACAAACUGUGGUUUUUGCGGCCACGAGACACCACGUCGAGUACAUUCAUAUGAUUUUGGAUCGUGUCGGUGUUAGUAACACUUAUAUUUACUCAAAUUUGGAUCCUUCAGCUCGUAAAAUAAAUGCGGCGAAAUUUUCCACUGGGAAAGUUAAGGUUUUAGUGGUAACUGAUGUGGCAGCUCGUGGUAUUGAUAUUCCGCAGUUGGAUAAUGUGAUAAACUACAAUUUUCCGGCCAAGUCAAAAUUGUUUGUCCAUAGGGUUGGUCGAUGUGCACGUGCCGGUCGCUCAGGCACAGCCUACUCCCUGGUCACCCCUGACGAAUACCCCUACCUACUCGAUUUGCAUUUAUUUUUGGGGCGCCCUCUAUCCAUCAAAACUCGAACCGAAAACGAGGGUUCGGUUGGAAAAAUCCCACAAGCGUUACUUGAAGAACAACAUAGUGCCCUUUUAACACUACACGAAAACAACAUAGAUUUGGUAAGCAUGAAAAAAGUGACCGAAAAUGCGUAUUUGCAAUACGUGCGGUCACGGCCAGCUGCGUCCUCAGACAGUAACCGAAGAGUCAAAGAAUUGGCGUUUGCGAGUUGUGGAAUUCAUCCGAUUUUUGGCGAUUAUAAGGAAUAUGUGGAGGAAGAACGGGAGAAUUUACUGGAAAAAAUGAAAAGUUAUAGGCCACAAGGGACAAUAUUCGAGAUCUGUGGGAAAAACAAGUCGCAGGAAUAUCAAAUUAUGAAGCAGAAAAGGUCGUUUCAUAAAGAAAAAAUCACAAGUUUUCACCAAAAUCAGGAACAGAAGGAAAAUGAAAAACAAUUAUUGAACCACAAGGACGAAACAACUUUGGCUAAAAGUAGUUCAGAAGAUAUUGACGAUGCAUUUGACCGAGUCAUAACACCUAAGAAGCGCAAAUUGGAGAAUUUGUACAAAAGGAAUAAAAAACAGAAAACGAAAGAUGAAAAUUUUAUUCCCUAUUUACCUGCCGAUCGACACACUGAGGAAGGCUUGGCUAUUAAUAAUUUCCACAAUGAGGCAAGUAAAGUCGCGUUAGAUUUAACCGGAGAUUCGGCAGAAACGAUGCGGAAAAGUGUACAAGCGAAGAAGUGGGACCGGAAAAAGAAGAAAAUGGUGGCAGUUCCGGACAAACGGAGUGGUAAAAUUAAGACAGAGUCAGGUGUUUGGAUACCAGCAACUUACAAAAGCAAUCGCUACGCGCAAUGGAAGGAAAAAUCAAAGAUUGGCCAAAGCAACAGUGAUGAUGAAAAUGACGAAACAGGUCCUUCAGGUCCCAAAUUGCACACCGAAGCCAAGACGCAUUGGGCCCGCCACAACAAAAAACUACAACAGAAGCAAAGAAAAUCCGAAUUGAAAACAACCGAUCAAAUCCUGAAGGCGCGAAAAAUCGCCGAAAAGAAAAAGAACCGACAGAAGAAAAAAGGCAAGAAAGUGAAACGAAACAAAUAAAUUUAUUUUUUCGCUCUGA